ACUAAACGAUUGCUCGGUGCAUUACUAUGCGACAUUUAUGGCAAGCAACAGCAAGUGGCUCAACGUAGACCAAAACAAGGACAAUUGGCCAGAAUGGCUAGUGGUAUGAGCGGCAGUCCUUCAGAUCUGGCAAGACUCAAUGUGAGAGAGUUAAUCGAUGUGUGUGCCAUAUUGAAAGUGGAAAUUCUAAUGAUGGGUUACUUGUUGGAACGUGUUUUGAUAGUGCGCGAUCGUUUGCAACGGCAUCAGGAUGUGCUCUGUGAAUUUGUCAAUGCUGUUCUUAUAGUGGAAAGUAACGAUGCACAGCCUAAAAUGCGUUUUAGCCUUUCACCACCGCCGCAGAAAGCUAUUACCGCCAGCGUAACCUCAACCAAGAGUAGCACAAACAUUGACAUUAGCUCCAGCUCCAGCACCAUCACCACCGCGGCUACAACCAGCACCACCAAAACAACAACAACCACUUUCUCCACCACCACCACCAACAACAAAAAUAAUAUGCUGGGUCAUGAGGGGAACAGCUCAAAUUCAGCUGCCUCUAUUUCUGCAUCAGCUGACGAAGAUGCCGCCUCGGAUUAUAAUCAAUGGCUGCAUGCCAUGAAACUGGUGGCUCGUCUACCAGGAGGCACACCACCCGAGUUUCGUCGCAAGCUCUGGCUCUCGUUGGCUGACAAAUAUCUCAAGUCCAAGAAUGUUGAUUGGACGCAGCAGCGUGAGAAAUGCUUUUGCGAGGAAUGGCGUGAAGAUGACGAAGAGCUGGGCAUACAAAUUGUCAAGGAUUUGCAUCGCACUGGUUCUAAUUUGUGCACUGGUCCCGCGGGCUCCAUUAACCAGGCCAAGCUGAAGCGCAUUCUACUCGGCUAUGCCCGCUAUAAUCCCGAGGUGGGCUAUUGUCAGGGCUUCAAUAUGCUGGGUGCUUUGAUUCUACAAGUCAUGGACAAGGAAGAGGAGGAGUCCAUGAAGGUCAUGAUCUAUCUGGUGGAGGGUGUACUGCCAACGGGUUAUUUCUAUGGUUCAAUGGGCGGUCUUCAGGCGGAUAUGGGAGUCUUUCGCGAGCUUAUGCAAACGAAACUGCCGCGUCUGGCCAAGCAUUUGCAGCGUUUGCAGGGAGGACCCGUUGAGAAUGCCUACGAACCGCCAUUGACCAAUGUCUUCACCAUGCAAUGGUUCCUCACCAUGUUCUGCACCUGCCUACCCAUGUCCUGUGUCCUGCGCGUCUGGGAUCUCGUUCUCAUCGAAGGCAGUGAUGUUCUAUUGCGCACUGCCCUCGUCCUGUGGAGUCUAUUGGAAGAACGUGUCCUUAAUGCUCGCACAGCUGAUGAGUUCUAUGGCAAAAUGGGAUCUUUCUCGAGUGAAUUGCUCAAUGGUCAUCUUAUCGAUUCAAAUGGUCUAAUCGAAAAGGUUGUUAAACUCGGACCCAUUGCCGAUUUGCGUCAUUUGAGGGAUAAACAUCUAUAUAACAUAGCCCCAUUGAGGCAUAAACAAGGCAUACAACUCUAUUACGAUGACGAUGAUACACAUUCGGAUGAGGAGCGCAUGGCAGUGGCUACCGUGUGGGGUUUAAAUUGGGGUCGCCGCGGUUCGGUGGGACCCGGAGCCCCAGCGGGUAGGCAGCCAUCUGAACAAAAGGAUCGUCUGGCCUUGGAUAUAUCGUUGCUGAAGAAGCAAUACGAUCGUCUUCGAGAACGUCAGAAGCAGGCCCAUGUCAUCCUAACUACUGCAUGCUCAACAGCAACUCGUCAAACGCCUUCAGCGCAAAGCUCGGUGCCGGUUAAUCAGUUACUACAGGGUCGACACGCCAUUGUGACCAACAGGGGCAAACGGGUGAGUGCUCCCUUGGGAGCCAUACCUCCAGCCCGAAAGCCUUCACUGCCAGCUGUAUUGCACGGAAACGGAAAGCCUAUGAUGGGGGAGAAGCAGUUGCGACGAGGAGAAACCCUACUCUGGCGGGACACGGACACUAGUCGACGGCGAAGAGACAGCCUCACGUGGAAGGAGAUCAAAGCAGAUCGUGCGGCCAUGCUACGCGAAGGAGUUGAUUCAAGCUCUCUAAAGACCCAGAAACUUCGCACGCGGUUGGGCAAAAGUGACAGUUCGUCUUACAGUGAGGAUAGCGAUGGCGAUCAGGAUGAGAAAGCAGACAACGGUGGUGCUGGUGGUGGCUCUAGUACGGACACCAGUCUCUGUGAUGACGAUGAUCCCAAGUCAAGCGAAAAAAGCCCCAAGCGUAAGGCGAAGGUGGCACGUAAGCUCAAAGAGAAGAGUCAGCAUUUGGGGUCUCGGGAGUCCAGCGCAGAGCGUCAACGACCGAAAUCCUGGGCACCAGGCACGCAUGAGAUACCCUUUAUGUUGAUGGGCAUGGACAGCGGUGAUGAAAAGGAAGCCAAAAAGGAGGAGCAAGACCUGGAGGAAGACAGUGCCACUGAAAGUGGUCGUUUUAGCUAUCCUAAGGAACUAGAUUGGACUCAGGCGGCAGAUAAAGUAGCAAGUUGUGAACUAGAACCAUUGGAUAUUGACAAGAUACUGCCUAACACUGCUAUUUAUCUAAGCACAAUCAGUCUAAGUCCGCCCAAGACGGAAGAUGUGGGAGAUCAGGAUGUGAUAGAGGAACAACCCAUUGUGAAGCAGUUUGACGUUAGUGAUUCUGGGGUAACAAAUCAAUAUUUUGAGCGUGUCAACAGCGUUGAGCGUCCCAAUAGGUUGGAGCUCUCAUACUCUCUAAACGAGGAGGAGGACUCUACAAUGUUAAAAGACGAUCGUCAAAGUUCGGAUUUUGAAUUGAAAAUUGAACCCGAACCUUCCACUUUAAAUAAGGUCCCACAAAUUCGGGAUGAUAACAUACCCGGUGAAAACAAAGAUGACUACAAGGAGCUUUUGAGCAUGACGAUAGAAGAGCAUAAGCCACCAGCAGCUACAAUCACCAGCCAACUGAAUGCGAGUCGAAAGCGUCGGGAUCCCAGGCGUAAAACGCUAACCAGAUCCUCCACAAUCGAGAUUGAGGAACGUUUUCAGGCCCUCGAACGAACACUGAGCCAAGAUCAACCGAUUCAUAAGUACAUACCGAGCACUGCAGCUCUCGAAGAACGCUAUAAUAGUCUAGAAAAACAGUUGAGUGCCGAGAAACAGCGGAAGGAGGAGGAUCUGGAUCGUAUACCUUCUACAGCUGAUCUAGAAUCACGAUUUGAUGCCUUAACGAAACAAAUGAGUUCCAGCGAAUCGAGCAAUUCCAAGGCCCCACUCGAUCUUAAUAAAGAUCAGCAGCAGCCUGGCGAGAAAUCCAAAGAAACAGAAAGAAAAUCAAACAAAAACCAAAGCAAAGAAGGGGAGAAACAAACCCAAUCGGAACCUAAAGAAACUGCAUCGGAAAAGGAAAGUCCUGGCCAAAAAGAAGAAACCAAAGAAAUUGAAGAAGAACAACAGCCACGUCUCAAGAAACUGCCCUCUACAGCCGAACUUGAGGAUCGAUUUAAUGCUUUAGAACGAAAAAUGAGCGUACAAAAAUCUAGUUCGGCAAAGACAAAGAAAGAGCCACCCGAUGAAGAAAAACCUGCCCAAAAAACUGAAGCUCAAACAAAGGAAACUAAAUCUAAACAAGAAUCAAGCCCACAAAAGACUCCAGAAAACAUAGAGACAAGUGAAAAGAGCACGAAAAUCAGUAAGGAUUCAAAUGAGGUUAAGGAUAAAGCCGAUGAGGUAAAACGAAAAGUUCCACCUUCAACCGAGGAGUUGGAAAAGCGUUUCAAUGCUUUGGAGAAACAACUUAGUACAACUAAUUUGGAAGCUGAGCAACCUACUACUUCUAAGGCAAAGGAAAUCAAAUCAGAAUUACCCAAGCAAACUGAAAAUGUAAAAGCGAACAAGCAAGAAAUUCAAUCACAAAAAUCCAUCAAGUCUUUCGAUGAAAAAGUUAAAGUUAUUAAUACAAAAUUAACAGCCGAUGAGCAGAAAAUCCAAGACCACGACAAAUUGGCCGAAGAAAAACGUAAAAGUCUUGAUGAGAAAAGUGAAAGAGCCAGUGGUCAGUUAAAAGAAAUGUUGCCUGAGAAUGAAACCAUUAAAUCAAAGACAUCUCAACCUGAAGUCGUCCGGGCUGAUGUUCAACCCAAAGAACUGGGUAAGCGAAGAGCUUCCGAACCACCAUCAACAGAAGAUUUGGAGAAACGCUAUGAGACACUUAAGCGUCGCAUGAGUAGUAAAAAUCAUUUUGGUAAUCUAACAGAAUCAGCAGAUGAGUCCAUGUCAAGGCGAGAUCAAGAAGUAAUAUCCGAGACUUUAGAGACUGGAGAGCCGGAGAGAAAACAAUCACCGCCGACAACAGAAUAUCUGGAAAGUAGGUAUGAGAAGCUACAUGGGGAAAACAAGAAAACAACGCCCAAGAAAGUGGAUGUGGCGAUUGAGGCGCAUAUAUCACCACCACCAGCUCCGCCACCACCUCCAAAGCCGAAUAUCCUAGCUGAUCCGGCUAUGCAUAAGCAACGAGCUCUCAUUGAAGAGCUACAGGCGAAAAUUCAAGAGCAAGGACAGUCCACGCCUGGUGAAGAGAAUCUCAAGCCCAGCGAGAUAAAUCCACAGCGCAAACAGAGGCAAGAGCAACAACGUCUGCUACAACGGCCCACGACAAUGGGAGAUGAGACCUCGGAAGCACCUGCAAAGACCGCUUACUACAGAUCGGGAAAUUACGAACCCUGGCAGCAGCAGCACCAGCAGAAGCAGCGAAUGGUUCGUCGUUUCUCUGAUUUGCCAUCAAGAGCCGAUCUAGAAAAUCGCUUACAAUUCCUGGAGAAGCAAUUGUACAAGAAAUUCUACAAGCAGCGCUGUGCAAGUGAUUCCGAAGUUGCAUCGCGGACGAUCGAUGACGAAAAGCCCAGCACAUCGGCAGCCCGUGUGGCGGAAGUUCAGCUGGAGCAACGUGUCCUGGCCCUAGAGAAGCAAUUAAGUGAGAAUAGUCUAAAGCUGCUAGAGGCCAUGCGUGUCAACGUGCCCAACGUCGAUGGCGGCUCUCCGCGAAGACUAAGCACGGAUACGAUAGAUGCCACUGGCAAGGAACUGGUGCGGUAUACACAGAACUUUGGUGAGCUGGACGAGUUGGGUGGAGAUGGCUCAAAUAAGCCCAUUAACAUUAGUAUCAAUAUCAAAAUGAUGCUCAACAAGGAACAGCAACAACAACGACAACAACAACAGCAGCAGCAGCAGCAGGAGGAAAAGGCAGACACUAGGACCAGCACAGAGGAUUUAAGGAUGCGCUUGGAGCAAUUGGAACAGCAAUUGAUGGAAGAAAGAGCCAAGAACAAUGGUUUUGUGGAUGUCGAAAGUGCUAAUGAUGGCGGAGCAGGAGAGGAGGCAAAGCAAUUGGAUAAAUCCGAAACUUCAGUACCGGAAGAACUAGAGGAAAAUAAAAAGCAAGAGAAGGACAGUCACAAUCAAACGGUAAAAAGUGAUGAAGCUGAAAUGACAGAAGAUCCAAUUGUGGCCACCACCGUGGAAACCAUUGAGCCGGAGACAGUGAAAGAAACAAAGACCUUAGAAAACGAGGAGAUAGCUCAAGCAACCCAAGAGAAAGCUGCAAAAGCUGAGGAGAUCGAAGAGACAACCAAAGAUAAAAUAAAUGAAUCAUCUGAAGUCAUUCCUAAAGUGGAGGAAACUAAACCGCCAACAGAAACAGAAACCCACUGCGAAGAGAAAACUGUAGACUCUGACAAGAUUAUUGUCAAUGCCAGCUCUAUUGAACCUCCGGUGGAUCCCAAUAAUAAGACCGUGGUCCUGCUUAUGGAUAACGAACCUAGAGCUUCGAGAGUGCGCCGUUUGACCCGCGCCAAUACCGAAGAACUGGAAGGUCUAUUCCAGGCUUUAGAAAAACAACUGCAGGAUCGCAAUCUAAUCAAAUCUGAAGAUGGGCGGUUAAUACGAGCAAGUACGGAACAGAAACAAACUGCAGAACAAGUAGAACAAGCUCAGGCUAUAAGCGAUCUAACUAAGGAAAUCGAAGACUUUACCAGCGGUAAACCAGACGCAAAAAGUGAAGGCGAAACAAAGGAAGAUAAGCCAGCAGAUGGCGGCGAAGAACCCCCCGACGAUUAUGAUUGGGGUCCCAAUCCGGUUAAGCAUCAUUUGAAACGCAAAACCGUAUAUUUGCCUUCAACCAAAGAGCUAGAGGCUCGUUUUCGGUCACUGGAACGUCAAAUUAAACUACUCGAAGAUGUGGAGAAAAUCGAUGUGGAGCAGCGCUUAAAUGAAAUUGAACGAAAGAUUAAACUGCAGUAUUCCUUGUCACAUGAGAAAGAUUUAAAUAAAUAUCUAGAGCUCUGCGAAGGCAAGGGCUUAGAUGAGGAAGAGGAGCCUAUUGUAGAUGCAUCUCCUCCUUUAACCAAGGAUACCCAGCGGUCCCGUAGUCCAGCACGUAAAGAAGCUUCAAAGUCGCCAUAUACUUCACCAUCGCGUAAGGCAGUUGCAAAAUCUCCUCAUACUUCUCCUGCACGUAAGCCAGCUACAAAAUCUCCUUAUACCUCGCCUUCCCGUGCUAGUGACAAAAAGCGGAGCCCUUAUACCUCGCCAGUACGUCGACAGGCGCAUCCCGGUGAUUUACCCAUCUCCGAUGACUUGGAGUACAAGUAUCGUGUGCUUGAUCUGGUACGUUCCAAAUCCAAGGAGAACUUGUCGAAGCGUAAAACUGAUCCCAAUAAAAAGCCGCCCAUUCAUCCUCUUGAAAUGCUACUUGAUCCGAGUCCCGAUGACAGCGAGAUACCCACAACAGGGGAACUGGAGCACCGCAUACGUCUGCUGGAUGAAAAGCUAAAGUCGCCCUGCCGCCAUAAAUCUCGCUCACGUUCACCCACCAUCGAUGACAUGAAACGAAAGAAGCUCUUGGAGGAAAAGCGACCCAAAUCGCCGGUUCAUACAUUGGAACGUUUGGUCAGUUCACCUAACAGACCAGAGCCACCCACUGAGGAGGAACUAGAACAGCGAAUGCGUGCCUUGGAAGACGAAAAGCGUUUCGACUUCAAGACCCAAAAGGAUUACAAGGCAUUCAAUCAAAAGCUUAAAGAUGUCAUCUCACCUUCCCUAUCUUUCGAAGAGUUCAAGGCGGCCAAAUCGCGUGAACAGAGUCCACGGCGUCAAGGAGCCACAACACCCAAAUCAGCAAUGCGACGCGACGAUACAGAUGAUUACCGAGGACGCGAGGAGACACCCCAUUAUCGGCCCACUAGUCCUAAGGUGAUACGCUUUCGAGAUGAGGAUGAGGAUUAUUACAAGGAGAGCCAGCGUCCGAAGUCUCGACAGUCCAGCGAACGAAUGGUGGGCACCACAAAUCUCGUUUUGCAAUGUAUUGAGGAGAAUACUAAAAUUCUUCAACGUAUUCUUAAGAAGACUCUUGCAGAUCGCAGCUACAGCAGCAGCAUUGCAGCAGCAACGGCCAGCAGCUCCGAGGGUCUCGAUGCCCUGGGUAGUCGCCUAAUGAGAGAAACCUCGCCAAUUACCCGCACUGGGACUCAUACUGGUGUGCCGUUACGGACUGGAGAGAAUAUCAAUGAUCGUCUAAGUUCUAUCAAGGAUACCAUCAAAUCCAUUGACACUCUAUGCGAGGAGAAACCGUAUCAGAAGGAGAAAUGCCAACGUUAUAUUGAUUCCCUCUUCUCAGAUUCAUUGCAUUUCGGUUGUAAGAAGAAUUCCAUGGAGGAGCUAACGCACAGUCGCAGCGAGAGUCGAGGACGUACAGCACAACGAUCGAGUGACUAUACGCCGGCCAUUCGAGUCACCUCAGAGCAUCGAUCUCUGGGCUCGGCCGACUCGAAGCGCACAAGUCCAUUGCGGGCAUCCAGUCCGUUGCAUCAUCAUCGCUCGCAUAGGGAUAUCAGUAGGGAGUUAUCGCCGCGCAGGCGUCGUGAUGCCGAGGAUAUGGAGGAGCGCGAAAGUAGUAGGGUAAGACGUGAUAAUAUGUUGCCAAAUUAUUUUCUCGAUAAUCGUAGCGAUUUAAGUAGCGGCAGUAGUUUAACUAAGUUUCAUAAAGUAGAUAGACAACUAGAAGAAACGUGCGCCAAGUACGAAGCUGACGAUCGACGCUCGGCCAGCAGAACACCAUUGAGUUCGCCAUAUGAGUCCAGAACAACAGCCACACGCUACAACAACAACAACAACACAGGCACAGGGACAACAACAACAACAACCGCCGAUACAUUUCAAAGGCCCGUAUCGCCCUAUCGCCAGCCCUAUGACCCAUAUAGACGUAAUGUGAAUGCCCCAUCCCCGGUUCCGGUUUAUCAGCCAGCAAAGCUGGAAAUUCGUCAUACGACAGUCACAUCAACCUUCUAUGAUCGUUUUCUCACCGAAAAACAAAUUGAGAAGCAAACACUCUCACGUCCACCCAGUCGUUCGCCUGUAGUCUCACCAUCGGCCAGCAUAGCCAAAAGCGAUACUGAUCUGCCGGGCACAGUGAGCAGUGCCUCUGCUUCCGCUUCCGCCUCACAAUUCGCUUCCUCCUACUCCUCCGCCGCCUACAAGCCCACAGUAACCACCGCAAUCAUGUCCAGCAGUUAUGCUGGUACUGCCACCUCACAUUUUACUUCUUCGUUGCCCACAAGCAAUUAUUCAUAUCUCAUGAGCACUUCCACCAACGCCACCACCACCACCACCUCUUCCUCCUCCACUACUGGUGGUUCGUCUGGGGGAUAUGUGCCAUAUAAUUUCAGCAGCUCGUUUAGCAAUCGUCAUAGUGAUCCAAUUGCCAAUUCUUCUGGCAUCUCGAGCGGUAGCACUGGUGUCUAUAAUCCCAUGAUGUCGUUCACUUUGCGUGAACCAACAAGUGCCUCGGGCAGUCUCUUGGGUCAAUAUGCCUACAAAAGUAGUUUCGUCUCCAACUACAGUUCGUCAUCCAAUCAAAUGCCCAAGUCACCAUCCACCAGUGAUCAGGACAAGCUAUAGACGACGAGAAUACAACAAUAAUUCCAUAUACUCUUUAGCACUUGGUUAAAUUGAAGGUUGUCAUUAAACACCAAAAAAAAACACAUCAACACAGCGCUCAACUAGAGAAAUUUUACUCCAGCUAAAAGCAAUAUACAGAUAUAUAUAUACACACACCACAUACAUACAUAUAUACUUAUAU
This is a messenger RNA of Drosophila willistoni, 9094 nucleotides long. Its product is annotated as titin. Gene Ontology annotation, cellular component: endoplasmic reticulum. NCBI's taxonomy places the organism in Eukaryota, Metazoa, Arthropoda, Insecta, Diptera, Drosophilidae. The coding region runs from base 94 to 8913 and encodes 2939 amino acids. The record is from RefSeq and is a predicted model, not a curated record. The transcript has 8 exons.